This is a messenger RNA of Dermacentor andersoni, 4752 nucleotides long. NCBI's taxonomy places the organism in Eukaryota, Metazoa, Arthropoda, Arachnida, Ixodida, Ixodidae. The record is from RefSeq and is a predicted model, not a curated record.
CUGUCAAACGCUGCCGCACUACUCAGCGCGCUACCGCAUCUGCAGCAGACACGCGUCCGUAGCUUUCCCGUCACAGCCACAGAAAGUUGUCCGCGAGUAUAGUUUGGUAGAAGACAAGUGGAAAGCCGCCAAAAUUCGCGCACUUUAGUCAGCGAGAGACCCACUGAAGUCUGCGAGAAUGCGGUUGGAAGCACGGCGUUGUCCCAGUCUAGUACAGCGGGGUCCGGAGGCAAGGAAGGCAAACGCACCAUCGUCGUCGCGGGCUGCGUCGUCAUCGUGCUCCUCGCGCUCGUCGACGCAGUGCUGCUCUACCUCUGGUUCACGGCGCCUCCACGUGCUGGAGCCCGCACGGCUGCAAAGCUGCUCGGGGAUGGAGACGACGACGACCUCUACAGUGACGACGCGGGACCCUCGCCUCUGGAGGACUUUGCAGAUCCACCAAAGUUGAUGGACAGCCGCACGGGUGUCUGGCGGUUCUGUUCCACAGAUGGCUGCUCUUGGCUGGAGGCCUACAUGGGCGAGGACUCUGCCGAGGUGCCCGCUCCCUGCGACGAUUUCUACUCGCACGCCUGCGACCGGCACGCCCACUCCGUCUACGCGGACGGCCGCGCCAGGCUGAUGGAAGCCAUGACGAACGCUCUGCUGCGCCCAUCAGAGCUUCCGGCCGCGCCGGCGCAUGGCGCUGCGGUCGGUUCCAGAGGAGAUCUCCACAGCCGACACGGAGCGGAAGUGCGCGAAGGUGACGUGGAGGUGCUUCAGAAGUGCCUCGGUCGAGGCCUGCCCAUCCUCAGCGCCAGGGACCUCGACAGUGACUGCGAGCAGACGUCGGCGCCAGGGUGUCCACCUCGAACGCCGCUAGCGCUGGCCGAGGCGUCUGAGAACUUCUUCAGCAGGAAACGCAAUGCCACCAUACGCGACUACGCUGCCUUCAUUGAAAGGCUGUCUACCCACACAAGUGUGGACAAAACCAAGGGCGCAACCAAGUUCGGUAAUCGAGGCUGCGCUCAACCUCAGCGACCCGUGCUCUCCGCGCCGUGGUUCAAACGCGCAUGCCACUGGGUCUCGCGUGCGGCGCGAUGCCACCUGAGGGGCAACCUGGGACUUUCUGACGCUGAUCUUCGCGCCUACCAGCGCGCCUGGAAAGCCCUCUACUUCGCGCCUUUCAUGGGGCUGCAGGCAGAGCUUCUGCUGGGUUUUCUGUACAAGGACCCUCCCGCCCCACGCGUUCAGGCUUGCCUCUCGAUCAUGGCGGACGUCUUCGAAGACGACGCGUUCGCCGUCGCCAAGCAAGUGCUCGCCGGGACGGUCGACGACCUCGAAGGCUCACUGUCCCAGCUCGCCCGCGACGCACGCGUAGUCGGGUUUUAUAAUCGCCAUCGCCAUGUCAGUGGACUGGUGCUGCAUCCUGCUGCAUUGGUGACAGUUGCGGCUGAGUCCGGUUGCUCCUGGAAGGAGUACGAGAACCCAGGCGCCUUCAGGUGUGCCAUGCGUGUUGUUCUCAUCCUGUUGCUGGCCUUGGCGGCGAGGGCUCACGAAAGUGAAGCUCACGCCCGUCACUGGCGCAAUUACCUGAAUGGCCUGCUCGUGCAGCUCGCCCAGGAACCGCCGCAGCCGGACCAGAGGCACGAGCUCUGGAAGGAAAUGUUCUCCCACCGCGUUCGGUCUUUCCUCGUUGGCGACCAGUACGAAGGCCUGGGCGCACUUUCAGCGGCAACGGGCCGAGAUUACGGCUACGGAGACGACGAGAACCCUGGCGGCGGCGGCGGCGAAGGAGGCGUCGUCGGCUUUGCCGGCCGCGGCAUGCCCGACGACGACCGGCUGAUCAACGAGGCGUGGAGGCAGCACGUCGGCGACGUCCUGCUCGCCGGACCGGCGCUCGUGCAGCGUCAUCGGCACUCGACCAGGACGUCGCCGUCCCGCCCCGCCGUGGAGGUGUUCUCGCCCUACAACCGCCGCACUACGAGGCGCACGACCAAGCUGCUUAACCCGGGCUCGAGCUACUCGCCGCACAUGCACCGCUUCCUGGACAUCAUCAAUGCGCACGGUGCCCGCCAUCUGCGAGAACCCGCUCCGCAGGCUCCGCCGCUUUGCCGCUGCUCGAACCGGGAGAACGAAACCGGAAACGGAAGUUCGCUUCUCGCCAAGGCGAUGACGUCGUCGCCGACGACACGGCAGCCGCCGCUGCUAUUGGUCGUCCCCGGACUGAUGGUGGCGCCGCGCGACGGCCCUUUCGCAAUCGUCCGCGAAGUCGACGCCGCCAAUGCCAGCGACCUGCAGCGGCCGCCGAAUGCGGCACGCGGUGGUGCCGCUUCGCCUUCGUCGCCUUGGCCGCCGAUGCCCACGGGCAAGCUGCACAGGCGCCGUUUAAGAUCCGUCUUGCUUCUGGUGGCAUUCGUCCUUCUGCUGUCCUCCCUGGCGGCCUAUUACGUCCGCUCUUUCCUGGCCAGGUACAGCCGAGAAUACGAGAUCAUACGAAACGCCCAGUUCUUGUGACCCCAGAGAUGCAGCGUCGAGUCGGUGGUGGAAGUGACUGUAGGGACAGAAAUGUUUUGGUGACUGUUGCAGAGUUUUCCUCCUCAUUUUUGAUCGCGCGAUCCUUUGCCCGCCGACUGCUUUACGUUCGAUUACCGAUAUCGCUCUGUGUACUCGAUUUGAUGUGUUAUUCUGCGCGCACAUUCUAUCACAGCCUUUGCUCAUUGUCAGAGUGAAUUGAAGUGGUUUAUUUCUGAAAAGUACGCAAAAUAAUAAAGCUUGCUUCGCACACGCCGCAUAGGUCAAUGAGCGGAUGCAGCGUCACUUGAAUUUCUACAUUUAAUUUCCUGAAUGGUUUUACUAUUCCUCAAAGUCACAGGUAUGCCGACAUCAUGCGAGGGUAACGCAGUCGCACCCGUUACCAUUUGAAGCAGCGACGCUCAGUUGAAAAUCACAACAGAGGAGCAACGCACAGCUUACCGCACGGCCAUUUUUGAUAGUGGGUUGAGUUGUCAUCUAGCCAGAAGGAAGUAGAUUCUGUCGUAGCAAUGACAACGCAAACUUCUGUCUUAGAUGUCACAUCGUCUUGUUCCGAUCUCUGCUACCGUGGUCAUAGCAAACUUGAUCGUUCCGACCAAGUUUGUUAUUGUCUUACAGCCUUUGUCUAAGCUUUGUAAGCCUUUGACAAAGGCUUACAAGCCUUUGUCGCAUUUUGGUCAUUUUAAACGCAGUGAUACAAUUAGGGGGCCGGAACGUAAUGUUUUUCGUUCUGGUUUUAGUUUCGUUCCACUGAAAAAAGUUCCGUUUCGAUUCUGCUCCAAAGCCAAAAAAAGAAGAUCCAUAACGGUUCAAAACGGUUUUGGUUGCGAAAAUGUUUGAAGGCAAGUUACGAUAACAAUAUAGUAUUUAUUUUUCCUAAUUUAAUUAUGAAUUGUAAGAUCAUGCUCAGCCUGGAUUCAAGGCACUGAGCAUGAUCUCAGAAGCGGCGCAUCAUUGACUGUUCUCACCGAAAUGCAAGCCCGAUGUUCCAAUAAAACGAACAUAGACGAACGAUAAAACUCUAGAAACAAAGCGUUCUACCCGCGGAAAAUAAAAGGAUAAGUUCGGCACGCAAGGCCUGGGAUUUGCUACGAUGCCGAUUUGCUAGUGCACCGAGUGGCAGGCUUAGAUUAGUGCACGGAGCGCUCGAACGGCUAUCGUUCGCUCUAUCUCUGCCUGAGAUACGCGCUGAUGCGGACCCCUGAGGUGCGUGCUAAUUCUGCCGUUGCCUCACGUCAGUUGUUUCGGAUGGCCGACUCUACCCUUGAAACGAAACUAAAACCGAUCGAAAAUGUAGGGGUUUCACUGAGGAAAAAAAAAAUCAGAAAUAAUGUUUGGGUUACGCUUUUAUUCCGAUGAGAUAUAGUGAGUUUCUUUUUUCAUUUUUGUUCCUUUUCGUCCCGUUCCGGCACCAUGGUUACAACUCACGAAACGACGUUGCCGCGACAUCCAGUCUUUUCGCUUAUAAUUAUGGGAAUCAGCUUUGACAAUACUGGGCUAUAUUUGACGCUAUAGUACAAUGGCAAAGCUUACUGCCGCUAUUACUCCCUUUUGUUGUAUUAAGAGCUGAUGAUUGAAAGGGAAAUCCCCGAAGAAUUCGGCUGACAAUCGUUAUUCGUUCUCGGCGCCUUCAUCCUGCAAUUGCGAGUGUAUGUAUUAUACCUGCGACAGCUUCAAUGGUGUAUUGUCGGUCCAUAUGUGUAAUAUGGCUUAUCUAUAUUAGAGGCGCGGAUAAGUGUGUGAGUGGGAACAUUCGCUUCAUCAACUCAGAGGUCAGCCAGUAGCAAACGUAUGCAUAGUAUCACUACAUGUGCUAUGGACUUAAAGGGACUGCAGCUGUUUUCAACUAAGAAUGAAGCAAGGGUAGCAGUAAGCUACCCUCGAAACAAGCAGCAUUAUAGAGUCCCUUAACGGCCUUUCUCUCUCAAGUCCAGUCAAUAAUCUUUCUUGUCUCACCCUCGCAUUAAGUGAAAGCGAGCCUCACAUAUUUCGUGCGCGGCUAACUUAGGCAGUGACAGGACGUACAAAACAAACUAGAGUAGAAACCACCCUUGACGAUUUUACCUGCAUGUCUAUACAGAGCAUUUCUGAAAAGUAUAACAACGCAAAUAAGCGGGCAAAGGUUUUAUUCCCAAGGGAUAUUUUCUCUUAAGUUCUGUGUUAUGUUUCUCAGUGCUUCUCCAACCGCAUGGUUGCUACCCAUAGAUACUAGCGGCCUAUACUUGCUGAAGUACGAGAAGC